AUGCCUAGAGAAAAGAAGACGAAGAGAGGUCAGCCGCAUAGGCGACCGGCCUACCAAGCCCAUCAAACCCAUCGGCUAUUUCGAGAAGAUGUGCUUCGUCUCCCGCAAGCAAACCACGGUCACACACCGGCGAGGCUUGGCCGUUAUACGGUGUCGACUCCAGGGCGCACUGUACAUCCACCGGCUACAAGUACUGCUGCUAGGCACCCCGCCGGUCGUACCACACGCGAUAAGAUCGUCAACCAAGCUGAACCAUCCAAAGUAGACGGAAAGUCCCUCGCGAAAGCAGUCCGCCAAGAGAUGCAAUUAGUCCCGGGCUGGACCAAGAUCAAGGAGAAGGCCGUGGAAGAGGAGUUCAACAAGAUCAAGUCCGGUACGAUAAUCAGGGAGAUCUACUCAGAAAAGACCACCAAUCCUCAUGCUAGACCCGAUGAUUCCAGAUAUUUCCCCACCCCCGACGGUUUUUACCUGUUCAAGUCCGCGCCCUGGAUCGUCUUCUCAGUGAACAAAGAGACAUGGACCUUUGACUGCAGGAGGAUGACUCGACAAGACAAGCCGAGCGAUGCGAACUUGACCGCAGCUCAGCACGAGCAGUACUUGCGAGUAUUGUAUCCGGAGGGGAUUAGCAAUUCGAACGCUCAUGGCCACCCUGUCGUCAAGGUCGGAUGGUGCAGAGAUCCGAAGGCAGGCAACGAAAUAUCAGUCAUCAACCUGGACGAGUCAAGAACCAUCCAUGCUACUAAAGACAUGGACAUCUACGGCGCUCUGGAACCGGCGUCCGCGAUCAUUUUUAUAAGGGCGUGCUCGGAGCUCAUCUCCAAAAGGGCGCUAGCUGCCGAAGCAGAGCAUAUUGAUAUGGACUCGAUCAACCCUGUCGCUGCGGAGCCCGCCAUUGCUGAUCACCAUCCGCUAGGCACACGUGAUGUGGCUUCCGUGGAUCCAGCAUGUGGUAAAGCGGUCGCGGGCAUGCCCGAGUACAUGAAAGAUGCACUCAUCGCUUCAAAAACCCAGGAGAACUUCAUCAACCGUACCACAGUUGAAAGCUGCAUGAGCUUGGUUGGCGACCAGAUAUCCUCAUCACUACCUGCCGGAUCCGUCCUCGGCGCUACGGAGGCUCCAAUACAUGAGAAGCAGAUGAUCCGCGCGUCUCACCGACCGAGCGCUUUGGAAGAUGUUGGCAUGAGCUGCGACAUAGAAAAGACCUCAUCGCUGGCUCUUGAGCUGUAUGCUCCCUCGUCGAUCGUUUCCGGGCUAUCCAACCCAGUUGAAGAGUUGACUUGGGAUGACGAACCCUUGACCGAAGAGGAAAUCGCAGCGAUACGCUCACUGAAGCCUAAGACCAUCGGACAAACGAUUAUCGCAAACCUAAAGGCGUUGGCGUUUGAUGCACGACUUCGUUGUUACAGUGAUGUCGUCGAUGCGGACUUGGCCCGUAGCUCGGCCGAGAAAUAUCGCGAGAAACUUAAAGCCAUGGAGCCAGAUGCGAGGACACCCAUGCACGUCCGCGAGUACAAGGAGCUUUGGAAAAGGUUUCUCUUGUUAGACUCUGGAAUCCGUGGCCUGCAAGAUGUGCAGGAUGUGAACAUGUUGCACCAGUUCGUUGUCUCUCGGAUUCUCAAAAACCCACCGGAGGGCUGCGACUGGAACCAGGUGGCGCCUGCAGCUGGCAUGAUCUAG
Messenger RNA from Alternaria infectoria, 1677 nucleotides. RefSeq lists its product as uncharacterized. The transcript has 2 exons. NCBI's taxonomy places the organism in Eukaryota, Fungi, Ascomycota, Dothideomycetes, Pleosporales, Pleosporaceae. Bases 1 to 1677 code for a protein of 558 amino acids. The record is from RefSeq and is a predicted model, not a curated record.